AUGCGUCAACUCAAGCAUCACGAGAAAAAAUUAUUGAAAAAAGUAGAUUUCCUGCAAUGGAAGAACGAUUCGACCUUACGUGAAGCCAAAGUCAUGAGGAGGUAUCAUGUUCAGAGACGCGAGGACUAUCAUGCGUACAACUUACUGUGUGGAGAGAUUCGGAAACUGUCGCAUCGUCUAUCACUUCUGCCCCCUCAAGACCCGUUUCGGACGCAGAUGGAGUCCGCCUUACUCGACAAGCUCUACGACAUCGGAAUCCUGGAUGGUUCAGGGCGAACGGAGGAAGCUCAAGGGGGCAAGAUGAGCGAUAUCGAAACAAAGGUGACCGUCAGUGCUUUCUGUCGUCGUCGACUUGCGGUGGUUGCCUGUCGACUGAAGAUGGCCGAGACGGUGAAAAUGGCCGUACAGUAUAUUGAACAGGGUCAUAUCCGCGUUGGGCCUGAUUUGAUAACCGAUCCUGCAUUCCUUGUGACCAGGAAUAUGGAGGACUUUAUCACCUGGGUCGAUACGAGCAAGCUCAAGCGCCACAUCCAAACUUACGCUGGUCAAGUCGACGAUUUCGAUUUGCUUUAG
Molecule: messenger RNA, 573 nt
Organism: Puccinia triticina
Lineage: Eukaryota; Fungi; Basidiomycota; Pucciniomycetes; Pucciniales; Pucciniaceae
Exons: 5
Coding region: 1-573 (190 amino acids)
Biological process (GO): rRNA processing
Cellular component (GO): small ribosomal subunit; Mpp10 complex; small-subunit processome
Molecular function (GO): rRNA binding; snoRNA binding; structural constituent of ribosome
Source: RefSeq, a predicted model, not a curated record